Leucoraja erinaceus (little skate) is the source of this 5248-nucleotide messenger RNA. It is a transcript of the gene scube1, whose product is annotated as signal peptide, CUB domain, EGF-like 1. Bases 160 to 3213 code for a protein of 1017 amino acids. Lineage: Eukaryota; Metazoa; Chordata; Chondrichthyes; Rajiformes; Rajidae. The record is from RefSeq and is a predicted model, not a curated record. Gene Ontology annotation, biological process: signal transduction. Gene Ontology annotation, cellular component: cell surface. The transcript has 23 exons. Gene Ontology annotation, molecular function: calcium ion binding.
AUUGGCGGGGCGUGCACGCGCGCCGGGAAUGCCCGGCUCGUGCCCGCCGCCGCGCCGGUGCCCCUGACGUUCCCGCAUGAAAAUGAGGCUGUCAGCUCCUCAAAUUCUCAGUCCAAACGCGUCUUAUCAAAGAAACACCGAGGAUCGAAACAUAUCAUUAUGGGCACUGUUUGUUUUUCAUGGCACUUCUGUUUGUUUUUCGUCCUGUUAAAUACUUGCCGUUCCUUGGGAACUAGUGGGCUUGUAGAUCUCGAUGAGUGCGCUGUCGGGACCGAUGAUUGUCACAUCGAUGCCAUCUGCCAAAAUACACCCAAGUCCUACAAAUGCAUCUGCAAGCCUGGCUACAAAGGAGACGGAAAACAAUGUGAAGACGUCGAUGAAUGCGACAACGACUACAACGGUGGCUGCGUUCACGAAUGCAUCAACAUCCCCGGCAACUACAGGUGCACGUGUUACGAUGGCUUCAUGUUGGCGCACGACGGUCACAAUUGCAUGGACGUGAAUGAAUGUGAUGACAAUAACGGGGGCUGCCAACAAAUCUGUGUUAACACCAUGGGCAGCUAUGAGUGUCAGUGUAAAGAGGGAUUCUUCCUGAGUGAUAACCAACACACCUGCAUACACCGUUCAAAUGAGGGGAUGAACUGCAUGAACAAGGAUCACGGGUGCGCGCACAUCUGCCGAGAGACUCCCAAGGGGGGUGUGGCCUGUGAAUGCAGGCCUGGCUUUGAACUCGCCAAAAACCAGAGGGACUGCACAUUAACCUGUAACUACGGAAACGGGGGCUGCCAACAUACGUGCGAUGACAUGGACAGCGGACCUGUGUGCGGCUGCCACCAGAAGUACGCCCUUCACUCUGACGGGAAGACGUGCAUCGAGGAGGAUGAGGCUGCAAUUGAGAGCUCAGAGUUCAAUACCAUGUCAGUAACUGAUGUGGACAAGCGGGUGAAACGGCGACUACAUAUGGAAACGUGCGCCGUGAACAACGGAGGCUGCGACCGUACGUGCAAAGAUACCGCCACGGGGGUCCGGUGUAGCUGUCCGGUUGGAUUCACCCUGCAACCCGAUGGGAAAACGUGCAAAGAUAUUGAUGAGUGUUUAAUAAACAACGGGGGUUGUGACCAUUUCUGCAGAAACACAGUCGGCAGCUUUGAGUGCAGCUGUCGGAAAGGCCACAAGCUCCUGACAGAUGAACGAUCUUGCCAAGAUAUCGAUGAGUGUUCCUUCGAAAGAACCUGUGACCACAUAUGCAUCAACUACCCAGGAAGCUUCGAAUGCCUGUGUCAGAAAGGCUAUACUUUGUACGGACUAACCCAUUGUGGAGAUAUCGAUGAAUGCAGCAUCAAUAAUGGCAGCUGUGAUUUUGGUUGUCUGAACACCAUGGGAAGUUAUGAGUGUGUUUGCCCUCCUGGGAAGAAGCUGCAUUGGAACAAGAAAGAUUGUGCUGAGACGGUGAAAUGUUUCCGGAACGCAAAGGCGGCACGGAAAGUCCAGCUGAUCUGCAGUAAGAGCGGAGGAGUCGAGAGCUGCUCCCUGUCUUGCCCGUCGAAAGCACUCUUUGUGGCAGAUUCUGAAAACAGCUACUCUUUCAGCUGUGGAGUUCCGUUGCAGCCGACCAAAUCUGCACAGAGGCGAAAUGCAACUCUGCCCAGCUGUGCAGACCCUUUGGCACCUCCAAUAAAGCAAAAAGCUCGAUUCAAGAUCAAAGACGCCAAAUGCCAUCUUCGUCCACGAAUUAAGGAACGGAUUAAGGAUAGUUUGAAGCAAAGCAUAUCGGGAGGACAUUUCCCGUGCACGGACAACUGCCACGUGACUUUUGUCAACCUGAAGUGCGAUUCUUCCAAGAAGAGGCGGCGGGGACGCAAGUCACCGUCCAAGGAGGUGUCGCACAUCACAGCCGAAUUCGAGGUGGAGAUGAAGUCCGAGCAGGUGACAGACUCCUGCAACAUGGAAUGCGUGCGCAAGAGGAUGGAGCAAAAGCUGCAGACUGCAAUCAAAACACUAAGGAAGUCAAUCAACAAGCAGCAAUUUUACAUUCAGUUCUCCGGGACAGAAUACGAAGUGGCUCAGAAACCGGCGAAGAUGCACGAGAACCAAGCGGUGUGCAGCACGGGGCAGGUGCUGCAGGAUGGCAAAUGCAUCAGCUGUGAAGCCGGACGUUACUACAGUGGAGAGGUGAACCAGUGCCUGCCAUGUGCACCGGGCACCUACCAGGACAUGAAGGGGCAGCUGUCCUGCGAACCUUGUCCCAGCAACGACGGGCAAGGCAUGGCCGGAGCACACAACAUGUCAGAGUGCGGAGGCCAGUGCUCGGCGGGACAUUUCUCCUCGGACGGGUUUCGCCCGUGUCGCUCGUGCCCGACCGGCACCUUCCAGCCCGAGGCCGGACGCACCCAGUGCUUCUACUGCGGCGGCGGGUUGCUGACCAAGUACGAGGGCGCCGUCUCCUUCCAAGAUUGCGAAACGAGAGUUCAUUGCUCCCCUGGUCACUAUUACAACUCCACCACACACAGAUGCAUAAGAUGCCCAGUUGCAACUUAUCAGCCAGAGUUUGGCCAGAAUUACUGCAUUACCUGCCCUGGAAACACCACCACGGAUGUUGACGGCUCCACCAACGUUACCCAGUGUAAAAACCAGCAGUGCGGCGGAGAUCUCGGAGAUUACAUGGGCUUCAUUGAGUCACCAAACUAUCCUGGAGAUUAUCCCUCGAACGUGGAGUGCGUUUGGAACAUAAACCCUCCACCAAAGAGAAGGAUCCUGAUUGUGGUGCCAGAGAUAUUCUUACCGAUGGAAGACGAGUGCGGAGACGUGUUGGUGAUGAGAAAGAGUUCCUCACCAACAUCCGUCACCACCUAUGAAACGUGCCAGACCUACGAACGGCCGAUUGCAUUCACCUCAAGGUCUCGGAAACUAUGGAUUCAGUUCAAAGCCAACGAAGGGAACAGUGCCAAAGGAUUUCAAGUUCCAUACGUCACGUACGAUGAGGACUACCAGCAGCUAAUAGAAGACAUCGUCAGGGACGGACGGUUGUACGCUUCGGAGAAUCACCAAGAAAUCCUUAAAGACAAGAAGUUAAUCAAAGCGCUCUUUGAUGUGUUGGCUCACCCUCAAAACUACUUCAAAUACACGGCGCAAGAAUCAAAGGAAAUGUUCCCCAGAUCAUUUAUAAAGUUGCUGCGGUCCAAGGUUUCCAGGUUUUUGAGGCCUUACAAGUAGGUUUGCUGCUAAAGAUGUCUCACGUGUUGUUUCUAUUGCAAUCUGGAGAAAGAGAGGCAUCUCUUCCUGCACCACUGUUGGCCCACUUUCUCCUUACAGCUCAAGCCUCUGUUUAACGGUCCUCGGUUUUAAUUUUGAAUGUCGUUUCCUAUCUUCCUUCUACUAAACCGUGCACCUACUUUUGUUCGGUAUUCGUUUGGAAAGCAGAAAUAACUGCGCAUGUAUCUUUGGCUGUAAAUGUGUGCACUGCAGGUGGUUCACAUGUUCGAAGAACAUUUGAUUUUAACACACGGCGACUGUUGACAUGGUUUCAUUUUUAAUCUCCUCGACAGGAAGGGAAAAAAAAUAGAUCCAAUAGGACAAAAUCUUUUUCUGACAACAUGUUGGAAAGUAGCAAGGAAACAAAUUGGCAACUACCUGCGAAAAAAGUAUCAAAAUGAUACACAGCAGAAAUAAAAGAAAACGAUGUAACUAAUAUUUGGAACUUUAAUUGCACUUGAAUGUUGUAUUUGAAUCAGUUUAGAAACAAAACAUCUAAAUUGCAUUCUCCUUAGGUCAAAAAGUACUAUUUGGAUAAGCGAGUUCGGUAUUCCGAAAAACGCAAGGAAUCAUGGGAUUCGGCAAAGGUCACUUGCGAUAAACAUUCUCGCUAACUGUUGGCGCAUCUUCUCCGCGCUGGCUGUAGGCCUGGCUACUGCUCCGGGCCGGUGUCCCGUCAGUCCAGGGUCACCUCGGAUAUCUCCGGCCACCCCCGGACAGCGAUCGGACACUCGGGAGGGGAUGGGGACUGUCCAAUAGCAAUUCGACAGCGCUUGCAGCGCCGGAGACACGGGUUCGAUCCUGACUACGGAUGAAACGCAGGUCUGCAUACAUGCAGCAGCACAGUUGCCGAGAAUGUUUAUCGCGAGUGACCUAUGACCUGGGCAUGCGCAGUUGGAAUACCUAAUUCGCCUAUUGUAUAAACUCUUAACUAACCUUCCGAGAAGAGGCAGAAUUGGGCUGUCCUUCUCCAGUUCUUGAUGAGCAAAGGUCAUUUUAUUUUGUUGACCUUCAACAGAGGUACACAAAGCUUUAUUCUUUGGCCCCCAGGAAGGUUUUGUUUUACAAAAAAAAACGUUAAGGACAUUUUGCAAGCUUAACACAGAAUGUUACCAUUUAUUUUCUGUCAUUUUUAUUUGAGGGCUGAGGGGAGUUAGAGGAAAAAAUAUAAUUCCCAGUACGUCCAAUAUCAAGUGUUGCUUGCGGCAAAAUGUCGUGUUUUAAUGAUUGGUAACCCUUCCCUCGAUAAAGAAAAUCAGACUAGGCGAUUCUCAGCUCUUUGUGGUACAGCCAUAUUGGUUGUUUUAUCUGCAUAGGUGAUGUUAAUUGGGAAAAUCUGUUUUUUUUUAAUCUUUGAAAAUCCAUUGCAUUCUCUUUAUAUUUAUGCUACUGAUAUAGUUUGGCGUCAUGGUAGCUAAGCUAUCAUCUGAGUUUCUAACUGGAAUAGGCAGGUCUUCCUGUUGGUCUGAAAUGUCAUUAUCUGUACAGAACUGGAAGUGUUUUACAGAUUCCCGCGUUAUUUCUCCUAUUCUUAGGUUACUGGUCUGAUCGAUUCUUUACCUAAGCUUAAAAAAAAAUACCUGUAGAUGCUGCUUGAUAAGCUUUAUUACCAAUGUGUAAAUUAUGUACAAAUGUUGGCAUUUUUUUUUUCCAUAUGAAAUUAAGUUAAUAUUUACCAUGGUAGAUAGAGGGAAAAAAAAGUAAAAAUACAAUAUGUAUAAACUGCAAUAAGAUUUUGUUACUUUAUAUAAAUGGCAAUGGUCAUAGACUUACAGUAAAGGAUCCACGCAGUUUUAAUACUGCAAGUUUUAUCACUGUAAAGUGUUGUAAAUGUAACCUAUAACCCGACACAUUUUUCUAUGUUUAUCUUGUUUUCUCUCUGUAUUUAGUUUUAUUUUCCAUGUUAGAACUCUGAAGCAGGCACAUAAAGGAUUUUGUCUGUUUACUCAUUUUCAUAAUAAACUUCAAAGAUUACUUUAAAAAAAACCUAAAGAAA